Molecule: messenger RNA, 1701 nt
Organism: Hydra vulgaris (swiftwater hydra)
Lineage: Eukaryota; Metazoa; Cnidaria; Hydrozoa; Anthoathecata; Hydridae
Cellular component (GO): membrane
Source: RefSeq, a predicted model, not a curated record
AAAAAAUAAACCACAUUUAUUUCUUGUCAUCUCUGCAUAAAGAUGGCGAGUAAUAAUACUUUGAUGAUUGUACAGUGUAAUAUAGUAAAAGAUGCAAAAAAUGAUGGUACCUGUAUAAAUUUAUGUAUUCUUUUUAUAUAAUUUUUUUAAAUAAACUCGGCUAGUUUUAAGAUGGAAUAUCGCAUUCGUUAUUGCAAACCAAAAAGAAGCUUUCACAUUUUAAUAGAAAAUUUCUAUCAACUAAAUUAUCAAACUUUUUGUAUCAUGGAGCCAACUGUAUGUUGGUUAUAUACCUUGUAUCAUUUUUUACAAGUACAGGUAUGACACCCAGUCAAGCCGGUAUAAUUGUUGGUUCCAGAUAUAUUUCGCAAGUAGCAGGUUCAGCUAUUUUAGGCUGGUUAAUGGACCAAACAAAUCGUUACAUGCUAAUUACAUCAAUUUCAAUGGUUAUUUCUACAAUAUCAGUAACAGGGUUUGUUUUCUUGCCAUACAUAAUUUACGGAGUUUCUGAAACAGUUUUUUUAUCUAGCAAUGUCACAAUAAAUGUAAUUAAAAACAUAACAAACGACGCUGAAACGCUUAACUUCCUAAUAAAUAACAACACGCAAAAUACCAUGUUGUCAGUCUACCCAACGGAGGCAUUUUUUUUAUCUUUUUUUUUUUGCAACAUCUGCUCAUUUUUUGAAGGUAAUCAACUUGGCUCUCUGGAAGCAUUUACUAUUUUGAUAAGUCUUAAAUUAGGAAAGAAUAAUUCGUAUGCAUGGCAAAGGAUGUGGAGUAUGAUUGGUUAUGGAACAUUUUCACUUUUAAUUGGAAUUGUAAUUCGAUACGUACAAGUGACAUUCAUAUCCCAAUUCAUAGUUGCAUAUUUUAUGUAUUUUGUUAUUAAAAUUAUUUUGUUUUCCCCUUUUGCACACCUAGCACGUUAUUAUGGAAAGUCAUUAAAGCAAAAUAUCGCAGUGGAAUCGUGUAACUACUUGUUGAAAAUUACAAUGAAAAAGCCAAUUGUAAUGCUUUGCAUGUUACUUCAGUUUUUAAUGGGAUUUGUUGGAAAUGUUAUCUUUACAUAUCUUGCAAUUUAUAUGGAUAAAAACAUGAAAAAUGGCACAAUGUUGGUAUUAGGAUUGACAACAUUUUUACAAUGUCUGUUUGGAGCUUUAUUUUCGCCCUAUGUUGAAAUAAUUAACAGAAAACUAAAAAAUACUUAUUUCAUGAUAGCGCUUGCGUUUCUUGGUUACGGAUUAGGUUGCAUGCUAAUAUUUUUUGUUAAUGAUGCUUAUUAUGUUAUUGGAAUUAGUUUUAUUUAUGGUAUAUCAAGACCUGUGUAUAUAAUUACAAUGAAUCUAGAACUACAAAAAAUAACUCAUCAAAAAUGUCUUGUAUCAUUUUUAAAUAUAGCAAGCGCUAUGCAGAAUGGAAUUGGCGGUGGCAUAGGCAGUGUUGUUGGAGGUUAUAUAUAUCAGUAUUAUGCAGAUCAGCUUUACAUUAUAAUGGCGAUAGUUUGUCUGCUUACUGCAGUUGGUUUAUUUUGUAAAUGUUCGUAUGAAAAGUUAAAAGAGACAAGAGAUAAUAAGCAGUUAGUAGUUCAGAACAACUUACUAAAUCUUUGAUUUAAUCUUUUGAUAUAUCUUAAAAGAAAAACAUGUGAAUAACUUUUUAUAAAUAGAUGUACAAAAUUUGAAAACAUACGCUUUUUGUUUA